CACCACUAUCAUUCUGAAUUCAUCAUGUCGCCGCUUGACAGUAGUCUAUUGGAUGGUGUUCCCCUCGCGAUUCGGCCACUCGCCACAGAGUCUUUAUGGGGCCAGCAACCUUCAUGUUUCCAUUUUUCUGGAGAAAAACCACACUUAGAAGCAUACUUUGAUGCAUAUUUCAAAUAUUAUGCGAAACAAUGCAAUCUCAUCGCCUGUCACCACAACGGAGAGUACUCAUCGGUCGAGACUCAUGGGGAUAUCAUGACCAUUGCACAGCUUCUUCGGAAAUCUCUUCCUCGAGCAGAAGUACGGAAGCGUAUGUCAGACUUUCUGAAAUCCGCAAACAACACUCAACCCGGUGAACAUGAAAACUCUAUCAAUCUUGUCGCCCGCCUUAUGCUGAUGGUGAGAAUUGGCAAGGUACCACACGAAGGUAGCAAAGGAAGAUAUCUCAACUGGGAAGAGGGAGAUCUUCGAGAAUUCGUAUACAACUGUUUCGCACCCCCUGUCACUCGAAGACAUGACCGUAUCAAACUUGAAAAGUCUUUCAAUGCUCUAAACUUGCAGAGAAUUGGUGGGAUCAAGAUCUGGUGGACCGAGAAUCUCGCUGAUCACCUGCGGAUGGUGGAUGAUGACAAAGGGAUAUUCAUCUUCCAUCACGCCUCAUUCCUAGAGCAUCAGUUACACAACUCGAUGUACCCACCUCGAUUUAUCGAGGAGACGCUACGGACUCUCAAACUUUUGUUCCCCAGAUACAAUCCCGCAACCAAGAAGUGGUACGAGAAAGCGGCUGCAAAAUCUGCCUGCGGGCUCGAUAAGAGACUCAUCUGGAUUGGGAACUUGAAUGCUGAAGAACGGCAGGUCGAUAACUUCAGCUAUUGGCAUGAUCGACUUGUGAUCCUGAAGGAGGUAUACGACGAAGCCCGGCCGAGCACGUUGUCUCAGUUCUGGCACGAUAGGCGCAACGGGCCGCAGUGGUACACCUUCUGGGUUGCGCUUUGGGUCUUGGUCUUGACCAUCUUGGCCAUAUUCCUCGCGGUGGUGCAGUGCAUUGAAGGUGGGAUGCAAGUGUACAUUGCGAUGAGGCCGUGA
Molecule: messenger RNA, 1083 nt
Organism: Hyaloscypha bicolor E
Lineage: Eukaryota; Fungi; Ascomycota; Leotiomycetes; Helotiales; Hyaloscyphaceae
Exons: 2
Coding region: 25-1083 (352 amino acids)
Source: RefSeq, a predicted model, not a curated record